AUGACAGUGUCCACCCCGCCGGAGCCAGAGGCAGUGCGGGCAGCAGAGGCAGCUGAGGCAGGCGCUGCAGCAGAGGAGCCUUCUCAGCACGCGCUCGCACAGCAGAGCCCCCCCCACAGCCCCACAGCCACAGUCAAGCUCGGCUUCCAGGGCCCCCAGCUGUUUGCUGCUCCUCAGGCGUCUGCUGCUCCUCAGCUGUCUGCUGCUCCUCAGGUGUCUGCUGCUCCUCAGGUGUCUGCUGCUCCUCAGGUGUCUGCUCCUCCUCAGGUGUCUGCUGCUCCUCAGGUGUCUGCUGCUCCUCAGGUGUCUGCUGCUCCUCAGGUGUCUGCUGCUCCUCAGGUGUCUGCUGCUCCUCAGGUGUCUGCUGCUCCUCAGGUGUCUGCUGCUCCUCAGGUGUCUGCUGCUCCUCAGGUGUCUGCUGCUCCUUGGGCAGAGGGUGAGCGAGCAGGCAGUGCAGGCGAGGUGGGCGAUGGCGGCAAGGGGCCGAGGGCGAGGGCAGAGGGGCAGGGCGGGCAAGGGGAGGAGAGCAGGGCGGUGGAAGCGGAGAGCAUGGGUGGGCUGGCGGGGCACGGUGGGGGGGAGGGGAGUGAGGGGGACGGUGAUCGCCAAGGGCAGGAGCAGGCGAGAGAGGGAGGCGCGGGUGGAGGCGCGGGUGGAGGCGCGGGUGGAGGCGCGGGUGGAGGCGCGGGUGGAGGCGCGCGGACGGAUGAGGAGGUGAGAGGCGUGCUUGCUGACAGUAGCCCUGGUAACGCGGAGGAUGAGAAGGAGAUAGACAGGGUUGGAAACGAGGAGAGGGAUGUGGGUGUGGAAAGGGAUAGGGAGGAAACGGAAGGGGAGGAGAGAGAUAGCGAGGAGAAAGAUGAGAAAGAGAAGUAUGGGGCGGAGAGGGGUGGGGAGGAGAGGGAUGUGGGGGAGAGUGAUGGGGAGAAGAGAGGAUGGGAGGAGAUUGAAGGAGAAAUGAGAGAAGAGGAGGAGAGCAGAGAAGAGAGAGAAGGGGAGAGGGGAGGGGAUGGGCCAGAUGGGGAAAAUAACGACAAGGAGAGAGAAGCUGAUGAGAGUGAAGGGCCAGGGAUGGAACGAAGGGAAAGAAUGAGGAGCGAAGAGAAGGCGAGAGAUGAUGACGAGAGGGGAGGAACGGAGAAUGAGGAGAUGAGGAGUGACGGGAAGGUCCCGAAGGAGAGUGUAGAGAAGAGGGGGAAAGGGAAGGUGAAUGAUGAAAAGAGGAGGGACGGGAGCGAGAGAGCAUCGAACAGGAGGGAAGGGAAGGACAGGGAUGGAGAGGAGAGAAGUCGAGAGAGGCCAGAUGGGAAGGAGAGAGAUGGCAAGAGGGAACGGAAGGGGAGAGAAAGAAGUCGAGAUUUAAAGGAGAGGGCACGGACGAGGGGAGAUGGGAAGCACAGAGAAGGGCGGGAGAGAGAAUGGAAGAAGAGGGAAGGUAGGGAGGGAGAAGCAAAGAAGAGGGAAGGGAAGGAGAGAUACAGAGAGAGCUACGUAGAAAGGUGGAGAUACAAGGAGAGCGAUAGGAAGAGGAGAGAAGGUAAGGAUAGAGAAGGAAAGCAGCGAGACUCGAAGGAACGAGGAGGGAAGGACGAAGAGGGGAAGAGGAGAGAAGGGAAUGAGAGAGAAGGGAAGGAAAGAGAUGGAAAGAGAAGAAAAGGGAAGGAGAGAGAAGGGAAGGAUGGCGGAGGUAAAGAGAAAGGAGUAGAGAAUGAAAGAAAGGAGAGAGAAGAGAUCGAAAUGAAGGAGAAGGAAAGCGGAGAAGAUAGCAAGUUUGGUGAGGCCCAAGAAGGCCACGUGGUGGUGGGCGAGGGAAGCGGGAAGUCGUGUGCGGUGGUGUGGGGGAAAGAUGAGGUGGUGCGCACUGUGCGCGUGGGGAGUGCAGGUGUGGGGUGCAGGGAGCAAGUGGGCGGUGGUGAGAGCAAGGCGGAGCAGCGGGACACAGAGGAGAGGGGGGGGCGAGCUGAGUCCCCAUCGCAGAGGCAGGGGGGUUCUGUGGGGUGGGUGGGAGGGGUGGGUGAGGGCGCAAGUGGUGAGGGGGGUGGUGGUGGUGGUGGUGUGAAGGAGUGGGCAUGUGCACCGGACAAGGAUGACUGUGCGGGCGAGAUCAGAGGCAGGAGCAAGAAGGGCGAGGGUGAGAAGAAGGACGAGAGUGAGAAGGAUGGUGAGAGUGAGAAGGAUGGUGAGAGUGAGAAGGAUGGUGAGAGUGAGAAGGAUGGUGAGAGUGAGAAGGAGGGAGAGAGUGAGAAGAAGGGGGAGAGUGAGAAGAAGGGGGAGAGUGAGAAGAAGGGGGAGAGUGAGAAGAAGAGCGAGAGUGAGAAGGAGGGAGAGAGUGAGAUGAAGGGUGAGAGUGCGAAGAAGGGUAAGAGUGAGAAGGGUCAGAGUAAGGAGAAUGGUGACCGUGAAAAAAAGGGUGAGAGUGAGAAGAAGGGCGGGAGUGAAAAGAAGGGUGAGAGUGAGAAGAAGGGCGAAUGUGAAAAGAAGGGAGAGAGUGAGAUGAAGGGUGAGAGUGAGAAGAAGGGUAAGAGUGAGAAGGGUGAGAGUAAGAAGAAUGGUGACCGUGAGAAAGGGGGUGAGGGUGAGAAGGGAGAGAGUAAGAAGAAGGGGGACAGUGAGAAACAGGGCGAGUGUGAGAAGAAGGGAGAGAGUGAGAAGAAAUGUGAGAUCGAGCCUUGUUUGGAAGAGGGUGGGGUGAUAGUGGAGGUGGGCGAGGAGGUGGGCGAGGAGGUGGGAGUGGGUGCAGCGGGGAAGGCGUGUGAGUUGACUCGCGUGCUGCUGGGUCCCACGGUGUCGCGUCUUGCUGCUGCAUCCGUUGGUGGUGGCAUUGAAGACUUGAAGGCGGGGGAUGAUGUGAUGCUGCCAGGUGGCGGGGCAACAGCAGUGGAGGAAGAGAGAGGGCAGGCAGUGGAUGCAGAGGAGAAGCAGGUGGAGGGCGGUGAGGAGGAGGAGGGGCAAGGGGGUAAGGGGAGGGAUCAGGUGAGCAUCAAGCAGGAGGGCAGCGGUGAGGGGAGACCAGUGCAGGGGGGGGAGGAGAGGGGAGAGCGGAGGGUAGCGGCUGGGAGCUUGGUGGAGAUCGAGGUGGAGGAGGGAGAACGGGAGGAGGGAGAAAGGGAUGAGGAAGUGGUGGGAGGUGGGAAGGUAGGAGGCAGGGGACAGGAGCAGCAGGAGGAGGGGGAGGAGGGGCGGCAGCAGCGGUCGGUGUCGCCGGGCACGCGGGCGCUGAUGUGCGACGAGGAGGACGACCCCGGGGACACGCUCUUCGCCGCCACCUCCUCCCCGCUCGCCCGCUCCAGCGCCCUCGCCAGCAGCGAUGCCGAUGCUGACCUGGACGAUGACGUGGCGAGGGGUGAUGUGGCGGGUGAGGGGGCAGAGCAGGGUGGAGGGGAAUGGGGUGCGUGGUGGGAUGGCAGGCGGGUGAGUCGCAAGCGCAGUGCAGACCUCAUGGAGGGGGGAGGCGCGGGGGAGGGGCAGCGCGCCAUGGGGGCGGUCAUGGGGGCAGGCAGCAGCAGCCCCUCCGCCGCUCUGCCGCGCACCACCAGCGCUGCCCUUGCCGCCCGCCUGCCGCCCUCUGGGUUCUCGCCCUCGCCUGGCAAGGCCAGGAGGAGAAGCCUGGGGGGGCAUGGUGCGGGGGGUGGCGGCGGCGUGAGGGGUGGAGAAGAGCAGGUGGAUGGGAGGAGGAGCAUGAGUGCCGGUCAUGCUGCCCUUGCUGCUGCUGCCGCCGCUGCUGGCAGUCAUCCCUUUGCUGCCGGAGGCGUCUCAGGAGCUGCUGCAGGCGCGGCAGCAGCAGAGGUGGGUGUGAUGGAUGAUCCAAGAGUUGCCAUCCGCCUGGCUGCUAUGCGGUCGGCACUGGCAACAACAGUGGGUCAGGGGAGAGGGGCGUCGGCAACAGGAGGGGCGAGCGGAGGGGAGGGAGGGGAGCGGAUGCAGGCAGUGCAGCAGAGGGCGGUGGUGGAGAGGGGGCUACUGGAAUUGCUGGAGGACCAUCUUCUGCAGAUCGCCGCCCACAUUGGCGCCCCCGCCUGCUAG
This is a messenger RNA of Closterium sp. Naga37s-1, 4023 nucleotides long. NCBI's taxonomy places the organism in Eukaryota, Viridiplantae, Streptophyta, Zygnematophyceae, Desmidiales, Closteriaceae. The record is from the annotation of a GenBank genome assembly.